CGCCGCCUCUCCGCGCCCCGGACCGGCGGAGAGGCGCUUCGCCGCCCGCCCGCCAACAGCGCACCCGCCGAGCCGGGCUUUAAAUUGAUAACAACCACACUAGAGCCCCGCCGGUGCUCAGAGGCGGCGGGGAUCGCAGAGCCGCGCACAACAUGGCCACUCUGCUGCGGAAAAUCGGGCUGAUCCGGCUGCACAGCCGGGACACCGAGGACCCCAAGCACCACCACCACCGCAGCAGCAGCCAGCAGGGCUCCUCGCUCCGCGGCAGAGGCAACCAGAAGAACAGCAGCAACAAGCCGCAGCCGCAGGGCCCCCCCGGCGGCGGCUGCAGCAGCAGCAGCAGCGAGGGCAGCCCCGGCGGCCACAAGAACAAGAAGGCGCCGGAGCCGGCCAAGCAGCCCCCGCAGCAGGCGCGCUCGGGAGUCGGCCGGGAGAAGCCGCGGGAGCCGGGCAGGGAGCCCGGCGCCGGCAAGGAGGCGGCGCAGCGGCCCGGCCCCGGCUCCGGCCCCGGGUGCGGGUCGGGGCCGGCGGCGCUGGUGCCCGCGGGCCGGCAGCAGCACUGCACGCAGGUGCGGACCCGGCGGCUGAUGAAGGAGCUGCAGGACAUCGCGCGGCUCAGCGACCGCUUCAUCUCGGUGGAGCUGGUGGACGAGAGCCUCUUCGACUGGAACGUGAAGCUGCACCAGGUGGACAAGGACUCGGUGCUGUGGCAGGACAUGAAGGAGACCAACACGGAGUACAUCCUGCUCAACCUCACCUUCCCCGACAACUUCCCCUUCUCGCCGCCCUUCAUGAGGGUGCUUAGCCCCCGCCUGGAGAACGGCUACGUCCUGGAUGGCGGGGCCAUCUGCAUGGAGCUGCUCACCCCCCGCGGCUGGUCCAGCGCUUACACCGUGGAGGCCGUCAUGAGGCAGUUCGCCGCCAGCCUGGUCAAGGGGCAGGGCCGUAUCUGCAGAAAAGCUGGCAAAUCAAAAAAGUCGUUCAGUCGAAAGGAAGCUGAAGCAACAUUUAAGAGUUUGGUGAAGACCCAUGAAAAAUAUGGGUGGGUCACCCCGCCCGUCUCUGAUGGCUGAUGUUAGCAACCUGCACUUGACAGAAAUGCUGAACAAAAGUACUGUGACAUCUCCUCAGUGCUGUACACCGCCCAUCCUUUUCUACUUCAGCUUCAGUUACAUACCAUGAAUGUCAAGGAGACAUCUAAGUUAUUUAUGAACAGAUGUGUUUACAGAGGGAGAGAAAAAAAAUAUGCUGUGUAGGAUUAUAUUUCAAGACUGGAGAAUGGUCAUCAUUGAAGUCACUUGAGCGGAUGCUGAGAUUGCGUCAUUUGCCCCCAUACAGCCCACAUUGUCUUCAGCUUCUUUCCAUGACAGCAGCACCAAACAGCAGUACUGGAAAGUCUAUCCAUUACUGCUCAGUUCAUUUAAAUGUAAAUGAAACAGUUAAUAUUUAAUAGGGAAGCAGUGCAUUGCAGGUACAUGUUUGCUGUGCUGUUUAUCUUUGUCUCCUAGCAGGUCAACAUAACUUGAAGAUUUGUCUUUAUGUGGAACUGUGGUCUGCUGUGACUAAAUUUAGACCUCAUUUGUGCUCUAUAUAUGACCUUUAAUUCAUAAAUGAAACCAGAAUUAAAAUGCUGAAAGGUCCUAGUGUUGAAAAAUUAUUAAGUGGAAUCACCCAACCGGUUACAAUGUGCUCUCUGUGCUGAUAUUGUGAUGUGCUGUUCAGAAAUAAACCAGUGCAGUUAGCUGAAGGUUAGGUGGUUUUUUAAAACACGUCCACACCGGGGCUCAGAGGGGUUGGUCGGUGGUAGCAGAAAAACUAUUACCCUGGCGGUACCUUCUGCAGUAGCAUGUGGCCUGUCAGCUCUUCAAAGCAGCAAAACAAAUGAGUGGAAAUGGACAAAGCAACCUUAAAAUUUUAUCUGUUUAAUUUUGAAAUGAUAUGCCAGUAACAGAGUAAAAAUUUUCGAGUCAAAUGGAACCUGGUUUGUAAGAUGAUUUGCAUGACUGGAAUUUUUCUUUUUUAUUUUUACUCAAUAGACAUUGUAUGUACUUAGAGCCCAGUAUCUAAGAAAACCCACUGAUGUAUAUAAAUGUCCUAUUAUUUAAUCAUUAAAAUUUAAGUUUUCUGGUAAACAAAUUGAAAAAAACAACUUUCUAAGGGACUCCAUAAAAGCUGAAGGUAAUGUUAAGAAUGGUCUAGAAAAGCAUUAAAAAAUGUGGAUUCCGAAUGGAAAAUCGUAUUGGACACGUGCUGAAUAAAAUCACCAGUAUCGUU
This is a messenger RNA of Zonotrichia leucophrys gambelii, 2274 nucleotides long. RefSeq names its product ubiquitin conjugating enzyme E2 QL1 (gene UBE2QL1). The record is from RefSeq and is a predicted model, not a curated record. Bases 153 to 1073 code for a protein of 306 amino acids. Lineage: Eukaryota; Metazoa; Chordata; Aves; Passeriformes; Passerellidae. The transcript is spliced from 2 exons.